Molecule: messenger RNA, 219 nt
Organism: Dentiscutata erythropus
Lineage: Eukaryota; Fungi; Glomeromycota; Glomeromycetes; Diversisporales; Gigasporaceae
Source: the annotation of a GenBank genome assembly
GUAGAAAAAUUAGAAAAACUUCCAAUAUCCAAAAACAUUACUCAACUUAGAGCAUUUAUAAAACUAGCUUUCUAUUAUAGAAUAUUUAUCAAAGAAUUUGCUAAAAAGGCUAUGCCUUUACAUAAACUAUUACAAAAGGAUAUAGAAUUUAUUUGGACCAAUGAAUAUGAAGAAAUAUUUAAUUGGCUUAAACAACAAUUAAUUACUCUAAUAUCCUGA